CUGCCGUCCUCAGGGCGAUGCGCCCCGGAGCCCUUCGCUUGGCCGUGACCCCUGGCCCGGGCGCUCGGCACAGUGAGCCAAGGACUAUACAUGUUUUCUGCAACCUACAGAACAGACCAUGAAGUUGAAGGAACUUGAGAGGCCAGCUGUACAAGCGUGGAGCCCAGCUAGCCAGUACCCUGUGUAUCUGGCCACAGGAACAUCUGCCCAGCAACUAGAUGCUUCCUUUAGCACAAAUGCCACAUUGGAAAUAUUUGAGGUCGAUUUCAGGGACACUUCUCUGGACUUGAAACACAAAGGAAUUCUUUCUGUCUCAAGCAGGUUUCACAAGCUAAUCUGGGGAAGCUUUGGCAGUGGGCUUCUGGAAAACCCUGGGGUUAUUGCUGGUGGAGGAGACAAUGGCAUGCUUACUCUGUACAGUGUGGCCCACAUCCUUUCUUCAGAAAAGGAGCCCUUGAUUGCCCAGAGACAGAAACACACAGGGGCUGUCAGGGCCCUGGACUUUAAUCCCUUCCAGGGCAAUCUCCUGGCAUCAGGAGCCAGUGAUUCUGAAAUCUUCAUUUGGGAUUUGAACAACCUGAGUGUUCCAAUGACCCCUGGAUCCAAGUCACAGAAACCCCCAGAAGACAUCAAAGCACUGUCUUGGAACCGCCAAGUCCAGCACAUUCUGUCUUCUGCUCACCCCAGUGGCAAGGCAGUUGUGUGGGAUCUUAGGAAGAAUGAACCCAUCAUCAAAGUCAGUGACCACAGCAGCAGAAUGAACUGCUCAGGCCUGGCUUGGCACCCAGACAUAGCCACCCAAUUAGUGCUGUGCUCAGAAGAUGACCGGCUCCCAGUGAUUCAACUGUGGGACCUGCGCUUUGCCUCCUCACCCCUGAUGGUGUUGGAAAGUCACAGCAGGGGGAUCUUGUCGAUGUCAUGGAGCCAGGCUGAUGCUGAACUGCUGCUCAGCAGUGCCAAAGACAACCAGAUCUUCUGUUGGAACCUGGCGAGCAGUGAGGUGGUAUACAAGCUGCCCACACAGAACAGCUGGUGCUUUGAUGUCCAGUGGUGCCCCCAGAACCCUCCUGUGUUCUCUGCGGUCUCCUUCGAUGGCUGGAUCAGUUUGUACUCUGUGAUGGGUAGGAGUUGGGAGGACCAGCACAUGAGGCAGGCUGACAAGAUUUCCUCUUCUUCUGGCAGAGGCCAGCCUCUCCCACUGAUGCAGGUGUCUGAGCAAGUGGCCCCAGCACCAUUAUUAACACCUCCCUUGAAGAAGCCUCCCAAGUGGAUGAGAAGACCAGCAGGUGUUUCAUUUGCUUUUGGGGGAAAGCUGGUUACCUUUGGCCUUCCCAGCAUCCCUGUCCAACAGUUGCCACAGCCUUGUCCCCACCCUGUCUACAUCAGUCAAGUCGUCACAGAAUCAGAGUUCCUGACUCGGUCAGCCAUGCUGCAGGAGGCCUUGGGAUCUGGAAAUCUCCUUAAUUAUUGUCAGAGCAAGAUUCAGCAAGCUUCACUGCCAUGUGAAAAGAUGUUCUGGCAGUUCCUGAAGGUGACCUUCGAGCAUGACUCUAGGCUGCAGUUCCUCAGGCUGUUAGGCUUCAGCAAAGAUGAGCUUCGGAAGAAGGUGGACACAUGCUUGAAGAAUGACUUGAAGUUAGGGGGAAGCCCUCAGCUUGAAGCAGUUGACCUCAAAAGGGACAGACCACACACCUUCUGCCACCAGGCCUCCAAACACACCACUGAGGAAGCCUCUGCAUCCUCAGCAUUCUUUGAUGAGCUACCUCCUCAGAACAUGACUCCAUGGGAGAUUCCCACCACAGAAGACACUGAUGGACUCCUGAGCCAGGCUCUGCUCCUUGGGGAACUGCGGCCUGCUGUGGAGCUGUGUGUGCAGGAAGAACGCUUUGCUGAUGCCAUCAUCCUGGCCCAGGCUGGGGGAGCAGAGCUGCUGAAGUGGACACAAGAACACUACUUGGCCAAGAGGAGAACCAAAAUCUCUCCGCUUCUAGCCUGUGUUAUAAAGAAGGAUUGGAAAGACCUCGUAUGUGCCUGUAGCCUGAAGAACUGGAGAGAAGCGCUGGCCUUGCUACUGACAUAUUCAGGGUCAGAGAAAUUCCCUGAGCUAUGUGACAUGCUGGGAACUCGAAUGGAGCAGGAGGGAGGCAGGGCACUCACCUCUGAAGCCAGACUCUGCUACGUGUGCUCGGGGAGCGUGGAGCAGCUGGUAGAGAGCUGGACAAAAUCCCUCCAAAAAGCCUCAUGCCCCAUGGCUCUGCAGGACCUGAUGGAGAAGGUGAUGGUCCUUCGCAGGAGCUUGGAGCUACUGCAGGGUUCUGACAAGAUGAACCUAGGUCCUGCCACAGCCUACAGGCUCACCCAGUACGCCAGUCUCCUGGCAGCCCAGGGCAGCCUAGCCAUUGCCAUGAGCUUCCUACCCGGUGAUUGCAUCCAGCCAGCAGUUCAGCAGCUGAGAGAUCGACUUUUUCAUGCCCAAGGCUCUGCUGUCGUUGGCCAGCAGGCUCCCGCUUUCCCUUUUCCCCGGGUUGCUGUAGGAGCUACUCUCCACCCAAAAGCGAUAUCACCAUAUAGAAUGGGAUCCCAGCCUCCUCACCAGGUCCCAGCUCCAUCUGCAAGGCCAAGGGCCACAGCUCAGCCGUCAUUAGUGACACCCUUCACACCCUCCCACCUCAGCCCUUCUCAGGGCUCACAGACACAGUCUGCAAGAGACUACAGGGUACCUGGGCCCCAGGCAACCCUGCCUCUGCGUUUUGGCCCUGGAGUAAGGCCUGCCUUACCUCAGCCACAGCUGUUAGGAGGACAAAAUGCUCAGGCUGCAAACCCGGUUGGAUUCUCUGAAACAUGGCCUCUUCCUGGUGCCCCCCCACUCAUGGCAAACCCAGACACCAUGCAGCCUGGCUCUAGUCCCCUGCCUGAGACUCCUAGACUACUCCCUCUGCCUCCAAUGGGACUGCCAGGUCCCAGCCCUCUGAGUUCCCUGCCCUCAGCCUCUCCUGUCAGUUUUCCUGUGGCUUACCCUCCUGGAGGGACAGGGGCUCGGUGCUCCAGUACCCCCCUGAGCACUGGCACCUUGACUCCUCAUCCAGGAUCUCAGGAUGCCUGGCGAGUUGCUCCAGCCACCCAGGAAAGCCUCCCGAGGAGAAAGUUGCCAGAGACAUUUAUGCCUCCAGCACCGAUUACAGUUCCGGUUAUGUGCCUUGGCCCUGAGCCACGACAGGCCCUGCUGCCACAGCCCCAGGUCUCCAGUGUGAGCUGGUCUCCUCCCGGAGCCCCAAGAGAACGCAGCCUGCAGCUCCAGCAACUGCCUCCUGAGAAGAAGGAGCUGCCCGCAGAACAUCAGUGCUUGAAGGACAGCUUUGAGGCACUUCUUCAGCGCUGUUCCCUGUCUGCCACUGACCUGAAAACAAAAAGGAAGCUGGACGAGGCAACCCAGCGUCUAGAAUGUCUAUAUGAAAAGCUCUGUGAGGGGACACUCUCACCGCAUGUCCUGGCUGGACUCCACGAAGUUGCCCGAUGCGUGGAUGAAGGCAGCUUUGAGCAGGGUCUUGCAGUGCAUGCCCAGGUGGCGGCCUGCAGCAGCUUCAGCGAGGUAUCCAGCUUCAUGCCUGUCCUGAAGGCUGUCCUCACCAUCGCACACAAGCUGCAGGGCUAAGCCAGGCAGCAGAAAGGGGGAGUUUUUCAACAGAUUGUUUGUUUCUCCCAAUCUUCUCCCCUUGCUGCCAGGUAUGUGACGCUGGGGGCUUGGUUCCACGCCAGCUGAGUGCCUGUUUCUUACCCCUUCAUGCCUGCCCACCUGGCCUUACCCAGGGUGCUUUCUGAGGUAAAGCACAGAGUGAGCUCUUGCUUUCCCUAAUGUGGCAGUCCAGUGGGGUCUGCACCAGGACGGCUUACACAGGGUUAUCCUAUUCGGAUGGCUUCUGAAGAGAGUAAACAGUGUCCUUCGUUCAGUCUGCCUCUGCCAUGACCUAUCUAUCCUAUAGGUCUUUUAUUCUUUCGCUUCUGGAGUUUGAGUCCAACUGCACUUUCCCUCUGCCUCUGUCUUCAUAUUUUCAGGUCCAUAUUUAUUGUAGCCCCAGGGAUUUGGAGAGAAUUGGUUGAUGUUCACUUUUUCAACAAGUCAUGGACAUGAGAAUUGGGUGUGGGUGUUGAGUAAAAUCAAGAGAGGAAACUGGCCCUUUAAAAAUGGAACUUUGUCUCAUGUAUUAGUAUCCCUCAGGGUGGGCUGUGUUAGUGGCAAGUGAAAGAGGCGAAGUGCCCUCUGUUUAGGCUAUGAAGGAGAGGCCUGCGGAACAGCAGUUCUCACCCUGUGGGUCACGACCCCUUUGGGGGUCGAAUGACUCUUUCACAGGGACUGUCUAAGACCAUGGGAAAACACGUAUUUAUAUUACAACCCACUACAGUAGCAAAAUUACAGUUAUGAAGUAGCAAUGAAAUAAUUCCAUGGUGGGGGGUCACACUGAGGAACUGUAUUAAGGGGCACAGCAUUAGGAAGGUUGGGAUCCUGCUGUAGAGAAUGACCUUUGACACUACCUAGGCUUGAGCCUGGCCUACAUGCUGCCUUAAACCAUCCAGUCUGUGAUUUUUAAGCCCGAUUCUGGAAUCAGAGCUGGGCUUCUCAAAGGAUCCAGAGCCCUUCUUCCCUUCAGCUACCUUCUGUCUCCAAUCUGCCUUCUCUGUCACACUUUCAUGCUGACCUCUUCAACAGUGCAAUAAAGCCAUCUGCUUUCCAAAGUUGUUUCCCAAUCCUUGUCUCCUCUGGAUCCUACUUAGCCGCUGCUUCCCAUUCAAGAGCAGAGGCCUUGCUUCCUGUACUAUAUAGGAAGGCAGGAGAGAGGUCUGGGGAGAGAUAAGUACUAAAAUAUUGAGGAAAAUAACUAUAAAAAUUAUGUGUAUGAGUGUUUACCCUGCAUGUAUAUCUGUGUACUAUGUUUAGUACUGAUGCCUACAAAGGCUGGAAGCAGGCACCUAAUGGGUGCCGGCAAUUGAACCCAUGUCCUUUGGAAGAGCAGCCAUCUCUUCAGCCCAAGAAAAUAAAUUUUUUAAGUGUA
Cricetulus griseus (Chinese hamster) is the source of this 5048-nucleotide messenger RNA. The record is from RefSeq and is a predicted model, not a curated record. Lineage: Eukaryota; Metazoa; Chordata; Mammalia; Rodentia; Cricetidae.